This is a messenger RNA of Aptenodytes forsteri (emperor penguin), 2091 nucleotides long. It is a transcript of the gene NTMT2, whose product is annotated as methyltransferase like 11B. Gene Ontology annotation, biological process: N-terminal protein amino acid methylation. The record is from RefSeq and is a predicted model, not a curated record. The transcript has 4 exons. Gene Ontology annotation, cellular component: cytoplasm. The coding region runs from base 37 to 981 and encodes 314 amino acids. Lineage: Eukaryota; Metazoa; Chordata; Aves; Sphenisciformes; Spheniscidae. Gene Ontology annotation, molecular function: N-terminal protein N-methyltransferase activity.
CCUGAUAUAGAAUGACAGCACAUUGCCACAAUUUAAAUGACGCUGCCUCUGCCUCUUCGGAAGGACCAGUCCUCCAGAGAGCACCAGCCACAGCAACUGUCCACCCUUGCAAAAAACGUCUUCAUCAUGGCGUAUAAAGCAGCACAUUUGGCCUUUAAGUCACGCUGGCACAAGACAGACGAAGAACUCUGUCGGCACAGUAUGUCCUUUGUCUUGCAUAAGGCGAUCCGAAAUGACUUCUUUCAGAGUUACCUUUAUCUGCUGGAAAAGCUUCCCCUGGUGAAACUUUACGCUUUGACAAGUCAAGUUAUCAAUGGGGAGAUGCAGUUCUACGCCAGGGCCAAACACUUCUACCGGGAGGUGCCAGCCACAGAAGAGGGCAUGAUGGGAGACUACAUUGAGCUCUCCAAUACAGACAUUGAAUCCUCCAGGGAGUUUCUCAGGAAGUUUGUUGGGGGGGUGGGGAAAGCUGGUACCAACCGCGCCCUGGACUGCGGCUCUGGGAUAGGUCGUAUCAGCAAGCAUGUCCUGUUACCAGUUUUCAAGAGCGUGGAACUGGUGGAUAUGAUGGAGAAUUUCCUGGCUGAGGUCCCGAACUACCUGCAGGGCAAGGAGGACAGAGUAGAGAUGUAUUAUUGCAAAAGCCUCCAGGAAUUCACUCCAGCCCCACAAAGAUAUGAUGUCAUCUGGAUUCAGUGGGUUUCAGGAUAUCUGACAGAUAAAGAUCUCCUGGAGUUUCUCAUCCGGUGCCAAAAUGGCUUGAAGGAUAAUGGUGUUAUCAUUCUCAAGGACAAUGUAGCCAGGGAGGGCUGUAUCCUGGAUUGUCUGGAUAGUAGUGUGAUCCGAGACCUGAACAUCCUCCACAGCCUCGUUGAAAUGAGUGGACUCACCAUCCUACGAGAGGAGAGGCAGGAGGGAUUCCCUGAGCAGUGUGUCCCUGUCUGGAUGUUGGCCAUGCAGAAAGGCCCUGGCCAUUCCUGAUUGCAUAGUGAGACUGCAGAGACUGGACUAUGGAUGAACCGCAGGACUGGGAAGGAGAAAAGCGUCUACUAGAAUCCUAACCAUGCACUGCUACUACUACAACUCUAGGGCAGCAACUCCUAAAGGAUCAUGAGAGAAUUACAAUUGAGCCAGCUUCUCCAGGGAAUAGUCUGCUUCUAAAUCCUGCCUGCUUCAUCAUUCUCUCCAUUUUUAAAAGCCUUUCUAACAGCUCCUUGUCAGAUCUCUCUUUCAUUAAGGAGUCAAUACUGGACAAAACUCGACUAAUAGAAAAUAAUUAGGUCUGAAGUUUCUGUAGUGGCUAAUACAUUUUGGAGUGUUCUGUAUGAGGUGUUAACAAAUAAGACUGGUUUUUACUAUGUCACUUUAAUCUUCUUGGAAUUUAAGAAGGAUCUGUCAGAUCACUGAAGCAGGAAAUUCAAAUAACUUCUGGAAAACCUAACCCAAAUUUCGACUGUCAUCACUAUCUGUACUUUAAAAUAUUCAAACCAAAAAUGUAAGGGAAGUUUUAUCCAUUUGUUGGCAUCAGCUAUGCUGUUUAUUUAUUUUUUUGCAUUUCUGUCAGUUUGGACAAUAAGACAACCUGGUUAAUUUUCCAUUUUUAGGAACUACUUUAUCUUCCUGAUGUUUCUGCCAUAGAACAAUAGUGGUGCGUAAGGGUUUUCGCACUCCAGAGGAAAACUUAGAUGACAAAUAUAUGCAUGUUUGCAUUGAAAUUUUGUGAAAAGAUUGCCCCACAAAUUACAUUCUGGAAAAUAUUUUUUCAAAAUGUUCACAGUGGAAACCACUUUAAAGCUUCUCUUUAUUAUUCAUACCACUGUAAAUUUCUUUCUUUCCCACAUUCAGAACAAGUCUGGCACCAUAUGCAGAGCUAAUGGGAUUUCAUGGGGUGUUAGUAGUAAGACUGUAAGAAGAACUAAUACAGUAUUGUAUUAAUUAACAACUCUACUAAACUGCAGAGGGUCUUAGUGUAACCCAAAAGCAUCUAUGAUUUAUAUUCAAACAGCAGCUGUAUAAGCUGGGAUUUGAAAAUACUAACACACAUACCAUCUCCUUAAGACUCACAGAAAUUACACAUUAAGCUUCUUGUCC